AUGUCUGCGCGACAGUGGGACAAGCCCAAGAAACGAAUCAGAGUUGCUCAUCAGUAUAGAUCGCGUCGUUUCACACAAAAUCCAUCAAUCAAUUGGGAUCAAGAAUACAAUCCGCUAUUCGAUACUGGAGACGGCGUACCGGAAAGUGAAAUCGUGGCAUUAGAUGUGAUUUUUGCUCUCAAUACAAGCUACCAAACAAUAGGCUCGAUUCUCGAGAUCGUGCAGACAGCAAAGAACAACGAAGACGAAUGGAAAACCCUGAUCCAAUGUUUGAAGGAGUCCAUGUCCUCGCUUGGGGAGCGAAUCGCCUUGUUUGAGAUGCAUCCUCCAGAGAACAGAACGGCAGACGACACGUUCAGUGAGCCAUUCAUCGACUAUAUCGAAUUACUCGAGGAUAUGCAUGAUAUAGUCGUCGAUCUGAAGGAUAAACCUAGUCAUAGCGACCUUGGCCACUUCAAAGUCUUUGGAGAACCCAAAUUCGAUGCUGAAGAGGUCCAUAGGCUCAAUAUGAGUCUCGAAUACCGUCAUAGGAAGUUCAUGGAGGCCUUGGGUCUUUUUACUCUGUUACGUGUAAAAGGCAUCGAAAAGUCUACAAAUUCCACCAAUCCCGACGUAGAGACGACCGAGACUAGCGUGAAGGCCACCAAACGUAAUACGGAACGGAUUAUAACCGACGCUGAUUCCACUGCUAUACUUCUGCUGCCAACGGUUGAAUCCGUCGCAUCCUCUGUACACCGCUCCUGCCUGCCAGGAACACGGCAAGCUGUUCUUCAGACUCUCUGGCAAUGGGCCGACGAUGAUACGUCAGGGAAACCAAUAUUCUGGCUCUGUGACAUUGCUGGCUCCGGAAAGUCAACAGUCGCAAUGUCGGCGGGGAUGCAUUGGCAGGGGGAGGGACUACUAGGCGGUCAAUUCUUCUUCUCUAUUGCCAGUAGUGAAGGAUCCACUACCGAAAAGUUCUGCUCUACCAUAGCGAGAGAGCUUGUUCAACAUAUCCCCGAGCUCGCCCUGUACGUCGCCCAGGCCAUCAAGCGAAACCCUUCUUGGAUGCGGAGGUCCCUUCACGAGCAGCUCCAGACGCUUGUCCUCAGUCCUCUCCGCCAUUUACGCAGACCCGUGAUUCUCGUCAUCGACGCGCUUGACGAAUGCAAGUCUGGAUUACAGCGAAGGGAACUUGUCGAAUCACUGUCCAAGGCCGUUCUCGAAUGCAGGAACCUCAAGAUAUUGAUGACAAGUCGGCCCGAUCCUGUGGUCGAGUCAAGCUUGCGGCCGCUCUCAAUCAAAGCCGUGCUGGUGGACCGCCUGCACGAUGUCAAUCACAACGAUAACGUGGACGAUAUCGCCUUAUUUGUACAUCAGGUACUCGAUGGACUGCUACCUGUUGACAAGAGAGAGAAACUGGUGGCAAAAUCGAACGGAUUGUUCAUUUGGGCGAGCACCGUGUGCCGAAUGCUCAUCAAUGAGAUCGACUUUAAGAGCCCUGAAGCCAUAUACGAUCAAAUAAUUUCCUUGGACCAACCUGGAGCUAUAGAUGGGGUAUAUGACCUCAUUUUUGAGCGUAUAGACGCUAAUUAUCGUGCGUUCGUGUAUGAGAUACUCGCUCUGCUCGUUGUUGCAUUCGACCCACUCACCACCGACGACUUGGACGACAUCCUCAAGCAUGCCAGAAUCCGAGGAAGUACCAUGGCAACGAUAAACAACAACCUGAGACGCGUACUUAUGGUCGAUCCCAGAACAAACUUUAUUCUUUUUCGUCAUCCUACCGUUGUCGAGUACCUUCGACGCCGUUACACUGCUUCGAAAAUCAAUAAUACCAACGAGUUAUAUAUAGACGUUGCCAAAGCACAUGGUCAAGCCGCGUCAUGGUGUCUCAAAUGUCUUAAGUCGCGGACAGAUGGACUCAAGUUCAACAUAUGCCAGUUUGUUUUGCCCUUCUACCUCAACAGGCAAAUUGCGGACCUCCACGUGAGAGUACCCAAUUUCAUUUCACGGAGACUUCGAUAUGCCAGCUCUCAUUGGCUAUGCCAUAUAGCUGAAGCCGACGACCACUGGCGACGCACAGCCGAAAAUGAACUUCAGUAUAUUCUCCAGAGCUCUGGCGUGCUAUACUGGAUGGAGGUUUUGAGUCUCAUUGGAGGAGUGCCGCGAGGGAUAGCCGGUCUGCAGGCAGUCAUACCCAUUACGGGAAUUGAAGAGGAGACCAGAGACGCCGUGAUAGAAACCUAUCGGUUCCUCAGCGCAUUUUCUCCAUUGAUUCAGGCCAGUGCUCCACACGUCUACAUUUCCGCACUUUCCUUUCCCCUAAGGAAGCGGAAUAUACACAUAGAGCCUAGAGUUUUUCAAGACCAGAAGAUCUGGACUACGGCGAUUGAAUUAUCCAGAGACGGCUCAAGAAUCGUAUCUGCUUCUUCAGAUAGAACAAUUAGACUCUGGGAUGCGAACACUGAUCAGCCAUUGGGAGAACCAUUCCGCGGCCACCAAGAAUCGGCCUUGACCUUGGCAUUUUCACGAGAUGGCUCAAAGAUUGCGUCGGGCUCCUCCGAUAAAGUCAUUCGAAUCUGGAACGUGAAUACCGGUCAGCAGAUGGGGAGGCCGUUCCAGGGUCACAAAGGCUCUGUGUGGGCCAUCGCAUUCUCUCCAGACGGCUCGCUCCUCGUAUCUGCCUCGGAAGAUAAUACGAUCCAAAUCUGGGAUGUGGAGAGUGGUCGGCCAUCAAAAGCACUUUCUCGACGCCACAAAGACUUGAUCACGAGUGUGGCAUUCUCCCCUGAUGGCUCGUUGAUCGUCUCCGUCUCUGAAGACAAAAUCAUCCGCUUGUGGGAUGUAUAUACUGGUAGUCCAUGGGGAGAGCUUCUCCAAGGUCAGCCAGUAGACGCACCAGUCAUCGCAAUUUCAUCAGAUGGUUCUCGAAUUAUAUCCGGCCUUCACGACAAUACAAUCGGAGUCUGGGAUGGUGCUACUGGCCAGCCAUUAGGAGAACCUCUCCAGGGUCACAAAGCGGGAGUUUGGGCUAUUGCAUUCUCCUCCGACAACUCGCGCAUGGCCUCUGGUUCAUGUGAUAAUACAAUACGCAUAUGGGAUAUAGAUGCUGGCCAGCCGGUGGGAGAACCACUAAUAGGCCACGAAGGACCAAUCAUGACCGUUGUGUUUUCCCCGGACAACUCGCUAAUUGCUUCCGGCUCUGCAGAUAAGUCCAUUAGACUCUGGAAUUCAGAUACUGGUCAGCCAAUGGCAAAGCCACUCUGCGGUCACGACAGUUCUGUCACCGCCGUCGCAUUCUCACCUGAUGGCUCCGCAAUUUGCUCUAGAUCAAGUGAUCACACAGUGAGAUUAUGGAAAUUAUGGCCUGGGAGAAAUGGAACGAGCCAAGAGCAGUCAGAAUCCGCUGAUAUUAGGUAUCGCUCCAUACCCGGGUUCAUGAAAGUCCCCUUUGACCGCGAUGGCUGUGUUCAAACUUGUGGGAAGUUUCUCUUCUGGGUACCGCGUGAGGAUCAGUAUGGAAGGAAACAACCUCACGCUGUGAUCUGGACAGCAGAGGCAUCUCUUCUCUGCAUGGCCUAG
Serendipita indica DSM 11827 is the source of this 3561-nucleotide messenger RNA. The record is from the annotation of a GenBank genome assembly. NCBI's taxonomy places the organism in Eukaryota, Fungi, Basidiomycota, Agaricomycetes, Sebacinales, Serendipitaceae.